GUUCAAUUGCAGUGGUGGAAUAUCCACCACACAGCCAAAGAAAACCAUUUAAUUCACAAAAGCCAGUCUCUCUUUAAAGGUGGUAUAAAAGGAAGGGGUGGCUGAGUUUGUUUUGGUGUACGAAACAAGGCAAGUUGGUAAGGAAGGAAGAGCACAAGGAUCAGCUGAAAUAUCUUUGCUAAGACAGAGGACUCUAAACGAAGCUUUCAGAUCUUCUAUUCUGGGAUCGGAGUUUAACAGCCUCAGUUCAGUUCUACAACACUGCAGAAUCAGAACCAUAACCUUAGUCUGACCACACAAGGAGGGAUCAAGUCGAAGAUGCCUGUUAAUGUUUUCUUCAAAGACGCAAGACGUGUUUUCAAGUUUGACACAAUUGGUCGAGAGAUCCUGGAAAUUGCACUUCCUGCUGCUCUAGCUGUUGCAGCUGAUCCUGUAGCUUCUCUUAUUGACACUGCUUUCGUCGGCCAUCUUGGACCAGUGGAACUUGCUGCAGUUGGAGUAUCAAUUGCUAUAUUCAAUCAAGCUUCAAGGAUUACCAUAUUUCCACUUGUAAGUAUUACAACUUCUUUUGUCGCUGAGGAAGAUGCCAUUAGCCAGGCUGCCACCAAAGCAGCAAAAGGUGACAAAGGGAAGCGCUUGGCUGAUGAUCAUUCAGUGAAAGUGAAUGUGCCAGAAGAGCAUGAGAGCGAGGACAGUGAAAAACUUGCAGCAAAACAAGACUCUGUCAACAUGAAUCACGAGCCAACAAAGAGUAUUGUCUCCAUUGAACAAGGUGCAGGAAAAGAAAACAAAGAGAGCUCUUCAACAAAAGAGGGAACAGAAGAAACAGGUCCAGAUAAUAAUGGUGCUCUUCAAGAUUUGGGAAAAGAAUCGGGUGCCAACGUAAUCAAGUCUACCGCUGCUAAGUCCAAAAAGAAAGAAAAGAAGCAAAUUGCAUCCGCAUCAACAGCUCUGAUAUUUGGCUCAAUUCUAGGUCUCAUGCAAGCCAUAUUCCUUGUUUUCGGAGCCAAAUCUUUACUGAAUCUAAUGGGUGUAAAAGAUAAUUCGCCCAUGUUAGCCCCUGCUCACAAGUACUUAACAUUAAGAUCACUUGGUGCUCCUGCUGUUCUUCUGUCGUUGGCCAUGCAAGGGAUCUUUAGAGGGUUCAAGGAUACGAGAACUCCCCUUUACGUUAUCGUUUUGGGAUAUACUGUAAACAUCAUAUUGGACCCUAUUCUCAUCUUUGUGUGCCGUUGGGGGGUCAAAGGUGCAGCUGCUGCUCAUGUUCUUUCUCAGUACUUUAUUGUGUUGGUUCUCUUCUGGAGACUGGUGCAAAAGGUCAAUCUCAUGCCUCCAAGUCUUAAAGAUUUGCAAUUUGGCCGAUUUCUUAAAAAUGGAGGGCUCUUGCUGGCAAGAGUUAUAGCAGUCACCUUCUGUGUGACUCUAGCAGCAGCACUGGCUGCAAGGCUGGGUCCAAUUCCUAUGGCUGCAUUCCAAACUUGCUUGCAAGUCUGGAUGACAUCUUCUUUAUUGUCUGAUGGUUUAGCAGUAGCAGGACAGGCAAUUCUAGCCAGUGCAUUUGCAGAGAAAAACUAUGAAAAGACAACAGCAACGGCUACCAGAGUAUUGCAGAUGAGCUUUAUUCUAGGUGUUGGACUCGCUAUUUUCGUCGGAAUCGGAACGUUCUUCGGAGCAGGAAUCUUUUCAAAAGACAUUCAUGUGCAAUACCUUAUACAUCUAGGAAUUCCGUUCAUCGCAGCUACACAGCCGAUAAACUCACUGGCGUUUGUCUUCGACGGAGUGAACUUUGGAGCUUCAGAUUUUGCGUACUCCGCAUACUCAUUGGUUCUGGUGUCUAUUGUGAGCGUUGUAUCUCUGUUUCUUCUCUCCAAGAGCAAUGGCUUCAUCGGGAUCUGGUCUGCUUUAACCAUCUACAUGUUUCUGCGUACGUUUGUGGGCGUUUGGAGGAUGGGCACAGGAACGGGACCGUGGCGUUACCUGAGGACCAAAAGGCUUCCCUAAAGACAAACUCCAUACAUUUUCUAGCUUCAUAU
This is a messenger RNA of Cucurbita maxima (winter squash), 2033 nucleotides long. RefSeq names its product protein DETOXIFICATION 43-like. The record is from RefSeq and is a predicted model, not a curated record. Gene Ontology annotation, biological process: transmembrane transport. The transcript is spliced from 13 exons. Bases 319 to 2001 code for a protein of 560 amino acids. NCBI's taxonomy places the organism in Eukaryota, Viridiplantae, Streptophyta, Magnoliopsida, Cucurbitales, Cucurbitaceae. Gene Ontology annotation, molecular function: antiporter activity; citrate transmembrane transporter activity; xenobiotic transmembrane transporter activity. Gene Ontology annotation, cellular component: membrane.